Molecule: messenger RNA, 4250 nt
Organism: Pocillopora damicornis (cauliflower coral)
Lineage: Eukaryota; Metazoa; Cnidaria; Anthozoa; Scleractinia; Pocilloporidae
Product: dyslexia-associated protein KIAA0319-like protein
Biological process (GO): neuron migration
Cellular component (GO): membrane; cytoplasmic vesicle
Molecular function (GO): protein binding
Source: RefSeq, a predicted model, not a curated record
UAACUGCUCCUCUGCUGUCAAAUUCCACAUUGUCAACUUCCUCCAUGCUUCAGAAUCCAAUGGCUGAGCCAACUGUUGUCAACAUCACUAACACCACAGAAGUGAACCUUGCACAAAGUAGUGAAAAUUCAUCUUCUGCAACUCCCCUUGCAGUAACUCUAAAACCUGUCCUUACCAACCAGUCUGAAACAAACCUUGAUACAACAACUACAGGACCAUCAGCAAAGCCAUCUCCUGAAGUGCCACACAAAUCCCUUGAAGUUUCUGCGGGUGACAACAAAGUACUAACACUUCCAGUGAACACAGUAAGCUUGUAUGCCAGUGCAUGGCCAAAGGAGACUUCAGAAAAUCCAUACUCAUACCAUUGGCAACAGAUCUCAGCCCCCGAAGGUAGUCAUGGUUACAUGGAGGGGCAGGACUCCAGAAGAGUAAUACUCAGUCAGCUUGAUCAAUCUGGUGUGUAUAAAUUCAAAGUGAAAGUCACUGCUGUGGACCAAUCUUAUGGAUAUGCAUUUAUUAAUGUCACAGUUUUGCCUGCUCCUCGAGUGAAUAAGCCACCACGUGCUGACAUCUCUCCUAAGGAACAAACAAUUACCUUGCCAACCAAUGAGGUUGUACUUGAUGGAUCAAAGAGUUCGGAUGACGACAAAAUCACUCAAUACAAAUGGGAAGAAGUGAAAGGUCCUCUAAAUGACAAGAACAAAAUGAUGAGCUCAGGAGUAGACUCUCCUGUACUUCAGCUCAAGUCUCUUGUUCCUGGAAUCUACACAUUCAAGUUGACUGUGACUGACUCAGAUGGUGAAUCAGAUUCCACUACAGCCACAGUGACUGUUAAUGAUGGGCACGAGUUCUCCAACUUUAAAGGUGUCCAACAUGGUUGUGGGUGACUACACUUUUGUGUUAAAAGUGACCGAUACUGGGGGACAGACUGCUAGCUCUAGCUUGACAGUAGUGGUUCAACCUGAGAAGAAUGCCCCACCUGUGGCAGUCGCCGGGUCAGAUAAGGAUCUGGUGUUUCCUGACGACUCCACAGUUCUUGAUGCCUCAUCUAGUCAUGAUGAUCAAAAAAUUGUCAGCUACCACUGGGAGCAGUCAAGCGGGCCGCGCCAAGCUGAGAUGUCGGGGGUCAAUGACAAAGUUGUGACGGUUAAGAAACUUUUAGAAGGUCACUAUGUGUUCAAAUUAACGGUGACAGAUGACAAGGGACUCACGGGAACUGAUACAGUGGCAGUGAAUGUUAAGAAAGAUAUAAAUAAGCCUCCUAUUGCCAAUGCUGGUCCAGAUGUCACGGUACAUCUCCCAAACCGAGCAGCGGAACUGGAUGGAUCCAGUUCAUAUGAUGACCAUGGGAUUGUUAUGUACGAGUGGUCACGUGAUCCUAAAAGUCCCGCGGCUGGUGAUGUCAUCAACAACAGUGACCAUCAGGCUGUACUGCGGCUGUCAAACCUUGUAGAGGGAAUAUACAAGUUCAAGCUCACUGUGGCUGAUGGGAAGGGGCUCAAGGGCAACGAUGACGUCAUACUUACUGUAAAAGAAGAUCAAAACAGUGCUCAUCUUGUGGAGUUGUACCUGGAUGUCGACAUCACGAAAUUCACCGAAGAAAAUAAGGAGCAGUUAAUUCGUAAACUGGCGGUAAUCCUUGACGUUCAAGAUGAGGAUAUUAUAGUGGAGCAUUUAAAAGAAGCUGGUGUCGGACAUAGUAUGAAGGUGAUGUUUUACGUUAAAGAUAAAUUGCUCAAAGCUAAGGAUGGCUACGAGGUGGCUGCAAUAUUAAAGGAGAAGAUUGGGAACGAGGAAGGCUUCUUCGAGUUUAGAAUGUUGAAAGUAGAGCCGUAUAUUUGCAGGAAUAACUGUUCAGGUCAUGGUUACUGUGAUCGCAGCACCAAGAUGUGCGUUUGCGAAAGUUUUUGGAUGCAGGAUUUCUUCAAAGUGCACUUUGGAACUAGAGAAAGCAAUUGCGAUUGGAGUAUUUUAUACGUAACUGUCAUAAUCUUCGGCAUCAUUAUGGCCAUCGGUGGGAUUGUGUGGGCGAUAUGUUUCUGUAUGGGAAGAAUCCGUCGUAAGAAGGUUGUAGUUUCUGUUAAUCCUCCGAGUACAGAAGAUGCUUCUUCAACAGAUCGUAGGAGACGAGUCCGUGGCAAGAGGCGCCAUCGUUACGCCGUUCUUGAUGAGGACGAGGAGGAUAAACUCGAGAGCAUGGAGAUGCUUCCCAAAGGAGGUAAAUAUUUAAGUACCAGUCUGAUGCUGAGUGACACCGGGGAUGAUAGCGACGCAGAAUCAACUGUUUUCGAAGCUAAGAAACGACACAUGAACGGCUCGAUGAAUGGCUAUAUAAGAAAAGACACGUGAUGCAAAGCACUUACAAGUAACAUGCAAACCAUCGAUAGCUCUUUUGGCUACUGGUUCAUCCCAGUACCUCGUGUAAGAAGGAGCUUAAGGAACUUAUAGGUCAAUGUAGCCUAGUGUCCAGGGACUCACGAGGAGUUUAGCCGAAGGAAAGUGACUCAGAACGAAAACGUGGCUUCUAUUUAAUGCCACAAUCUUGAGUGACGAUUACGCACCGACUUCUGGUUUGCUCGCUCGUGGAGGCAAUAGCAUUUUUCUGCACAAAUUUUUGUCGAGUCGUGCAAAAAAACUUGUUGCAGUGUUUCAGAUUUGGUCGAUGCGAUAUGAUAACAAGAUAGAGAUAUACGGCUCCAUUCUUAAAAGAAUGCAAAGCAUAUAAAUUGGAGAUUUUGGAUGGUUUACGUGUUUUAAAUCGUUAACACUGCAACUUGGUUGAGAUGGCAAUGAAAAUUUAACUGUCGAAGAAUGAUGGCUCCCCCGGGUGAAAAUUUGAAUGAGAUAAUUGAAAGUUAUGAAAAAUUAUCUGUAGUUAAAUAUUACUUUUAUAAAUUCAAGAAGUGAAUAGGAUACAACUAAUAUAAAUACACAGUUUACAUAUGAAAAUUAAUAGCGAGCUAUUUCGCUGAAUCUUAAACCAAAUACAGUCAUAAAUUAUUAGCGAUUACUUGUGCUUCAUGCUUAAGUGAAAGUUCACAUAUUUCAAAGUGAAAGAUUCCGCAUGUCAAAAAACGUUAUCGAUGUGCACUUCAUUAGCAAAGUUAAGAGGCUUUGGUAGAACACUUUUGCGCUGUGUUAUUUAGCGCUAUAUAGCUGGAAAAACCAUGUCGCUAACACAGUUUUAGCACUGCGCAACGGAGCAUAGAAUUAGGUAGAGUGUCCAAGAAGUAAUUUAUAUUGUAGGGCAAAGCUCGUAAUUUGCGUAAAAUCUAAGUAAAGAAUUGAUUGCGUAUGGUUUUUCUUGUUAAUCACUGAUCUGUAACUUCUCUUUGAAGAUCGCGAUUUUGAUGUUGCAGACGGGUUUUUGCAGUGUACUUCUCAGAAUUGAUAUAUGUGUCAAGAUCUCAAUUCGUUACCUUGUAGACAUGAUUUGGGAUAGACAGAUCUGUUCAAGUUACAAGAAAAUGGAUAGCAAUUAAAUACGCAGAUGGCAAAUCAUAUUUGUAAAGGUCAAUAGUCAAGAGAAUACAACGGAGUUGACGUUGAAAUAGCCUCUGCGAAGUAACAUAUCAAGGAGUUUUCCGCAAGAAGAUUUUUUCACUUAUUUGUUACCAUUUCAGUUUUCCACGAGUGCACAAUCAAAAUGCCCGACUAGAGAGUAAAUAGGAACACUCAACAGUUCGUCUCCAUUUUCAUUCGUUUGGAAUAUGGUGAUGUUUGAUUUUCUUAUAGAUAUAGUUGGUUUUUUUUUGGGGUUUUUUGUUUAGUUUCUUAACGUCUCAAUUUUUAUCUCUCCAGUUAGGAUACAUUUGCCACAAAAAAGAAAAAAGAAAGAAAAUUGUAGAUGAGCAGCAGACCAAAAAGAAUUCGUAACAAUGAUACUAUCUGCCUUGAUAUUUAGAGAAAAUUCAGCCAACUUAUAGCAAGUAUAAUGACAGCUGAAAAGUGGAAUUUUUAUUUUAGAUUGAUCUGUAGGAAUAUUGAACAACAGACCUUUUGCUGCGGGUCUGCUUAAAUGAGACGCUUUCGUACGAUAACUUUUUUUUUUAUCUAAGAAUAUCUGAUGAAACGAUGGAGAUCUCUUGGAAAUAGAUGCAGUGGUAGAAAACUCGCGCCUCCAAGUGGUUGCAGUUUAAAUAAUUAAAUAAAAUAUUUAUAAAUCGCUCAAGGCUAUUGCAAACAUUUAUUAACGGAGGCACACGGCGAGGUUUUAUUUGAAUCAAUAAAGUUUCUUACAAGGUACAGCA